Molecule: messenger RNA, 2290 nt
Organism: Dendronephthya gigantea
Lineage: Eukaryota; Metazoa; Cnidaria; Anthozoa; Malacalcyonacea; Nephtheidae
Exons: 14
Coding region: 117-2162 (681 amino acids)
Source: RefSeq, a predicted model, not a curated record
UGAAUUCUAUUUCAGAUCUUUUAUCACCCAGUGGCUAGUUCGGACACAGUUUAGAUAACCGCGUAUACGCGUCUAUUUGAAAAGCUCUGUGUGAAUUUAUCGUGGUUGAAUGUGAUAUGAGCGCAAUAAACAUGCUUCGUUUGAAACUGCUGGUAAUCAAUGUCCUGAUCUCAUGGAUCUCAUUUGUCUCUCUUGAAAAAAAGAUUGUGGACAUUCAAACAGGUUAUGAUCCUGGCUCGUGUGGCAAGAAGGAACGUGGUUUGUUAAAAUUGAUCAAAGAUCGUUCAAACAAUGAUAAACUGUUAAUUUGCAAGAAAGAAAAUGGAGUUUAUACCUGGAAAACAACGGACGGUUCCAGUCCCUCUGGCGAAUAUUUCAACCCUGGCUACGACUGUACGGAUAUUCUGAAUAAGAAUUUUGAGUCUCGAGAUGGAUUUUAUUGGAUAAAUUUGAAUAAAGGUGCUCCCAAGAGGGUUUAUUGUGACAUGACAACAGAUGGAGGAGGAUUUGCGCUGAUUGGCAAACUCAACAGUUCCGCAACACGGAAAGUCCCAUCCCAAAACACAACAGUUGAUCCAUUUGGUGAAUCUCAGUGGUUCAGUGAUCUCGGUGACGCUUCAGUUCUUGAUUUCAGAAUACAAAUAUCAACAACGGAAAACUUAGCUAAGCCAAAUGCUCACUGGUCCUACAGACUACGAAAUAUUCGUCCUCUAAAAAAUAUCAUGGUUGUUAAUCAGGGGGGUUGUGGAGCAACAUCACCAGGCAUUGGUGACAUCGCUUAUGUUAAAGAUCUCCGGACUGAGAAAAUUGUCGCGACAAAAUUCCGUUGUUCGCAGUUUGGAACACAUCGUCAUUUUCUUCUAAAAAUCGGAUGGGCAAUGAUGAACGAAUGCUUCGAAAAACCAUGUCCCCAAGGUUUUGCUUUCCACUCCGUUUAUCCUAUCCAAACUGACUCGUCAGGAUCUUUCAGCUACAGUGUGGUGAGCGAAACAUCUGGAAUCAGUCACAAUUCAACUGUAUUUAUCGGCUGUGAUAAAGGAGUGUGCUGCAGUUGUUUUAGUCCACCAGAUAGCACAGAAGCUCUCUGUGGCACCGAUUGUAAGGCAAAACCUGGCGCAAAUGUGGUAAAAAAGGUUUAUUCGUGGUUCUGGGUGAGGACUUCUUCUCCAAAAAAAGUUUGGGACAAAUGCAUGGAUUAUAAAGUUUCUGAAGCGAACGGAGACGAGGUCUGGUACAAGUUGGUUGGUCAAAACGUUGUCCCUAAGAGAGGUCGUUGUUCCACAAACGAACCACUUUUAAAUGAUGGAAUUAUAGUUGUUCCUGAUAAUAAGACUGUUGGUAAAAUUCCAGCAGUCCCAGGAAUAUUAAAAUUUCGAAAGGACAAUCAAAAACUUUAUGUGAGAUCAAAUGAAAGAUGGAAUGCAAUCGCAGAAGAGAAAAAGCUUAACUCCGCCUUUGCGAAACUUACGGCUCGUUUGGACGACCUGACUCGGAAUUUCGAAGACAAAGAAGCUUGUAUUCAAACUCAUGCAGCCAGUUGCGCCCAAUAUUAUAAAUGCGGAAUGAGACAAGAUGGUGUUUAUACGAUAAAUCCAGAUGGCCUAGGAUCGUUCCGAGUCUAUUGUGAUAUGAACAGGGACAGGGGAGGCUGGGCCGUGUUUCAAAGAAGACAAGAUGGAAGUCAAGAUUUCUUCCUUGGAUGGUCAGAGUAUAAAACAGGCUUUGGUGAUCUUAACGGCGAGUUCUGGUUGGGCCUUGAUAAAAUACAUCGUUUGUCUAAAUCUGGUCAAAAUGUUCUAAGAGUUGAUUUGAUGGAUUUCAAUGGCGCUGAACGUUACGCUAAAUAUGGAACGUUUAGUGUGGCUGAUGAAUCCGACAAAUACAGAUGGAAUAUUGGCAAUUAUUCAGGUAACGCAGGUGAUUCUCUUGCUUAUCACAAUCAAAUGCAGUUCUCCACCAAGGAUAGUGACAAUGAUGCUUGGCAUGGUAAUUGUGCUUCGGACAUCAAAGGAGCUUGGUGGUAUAAGACCUGUCAACAUUCUAAUCUCAAUGGCCUGUACCUGGGUGCAGGUCAAAGUAGUUACAGAGGGAUAAAAUGGCACAAUUGGCACUCUCAUUCUAUGAAAAAGACAGAGAUGAAAAUUCGUCGAAACCAGUUCUAAGAAAAUGACGAGCUUUAGUAGUGAUAUAAGCAUGCGCCAAGAACAUCGAGUGUGUUGAUUUUUUUAAUUGUAAACAGAAUAAUGCAUGCAAAAUAAUUGCAAAUAAAUUUGUGAUUGUGGUAAACUUA